UGUCUCAGCAGAAGUGAGGGUGGGAAAGCCGUCUUGAGCACGACAUCUUCCACAGAGCAGUCUGAGUCUCUGUUGACAUACUGUGAGGAUAGACACACGAGGAGUAUCCUACUGAUGUGAGGACAGGAGUGAACCGUGAAGAUUUUGGGAUCGUGUAUGUGUAUCGGUGUGUGCCUCCAUUCUACAGAUACGCAUUUGGGGAAUAAGAAUGAUGUAAAAUGUGGGAGGGGGCAGCUGUGCAGAGGGAGGGAAGAUCUGAGAUGCGAUUAUAAGGAAUCUCUUGUCUAGUAUUCUAGAAAUGUGCCAAAAAAUGACGAUACUGCGUAAGGCAAUGGACUGAGGAAAACUUAUAAGCAUCCAUAAGGAUAAACGGUUGUUCUAAUAGAGUGGUAUUUAUUUUAACACAAGUGAUACAUGGGCGGAAGUUUCGAAGCCUCGAAGUGACUUUCAUCGCGCGUGAGACGUGUCCUGUGACCGCUGAUGCGGCAGACGUGACUGGGAGUUAGGGCAGCUAAGCCCCUGAAAAAUGCAACAUCCUGGACCUCACUAUGGGACUGCUGCCAUUCCAGGAAUUACCGGGACGUGGGUCCCUGCAGGAAUCAGCAGCCCCGACUGGGGCGCCCAACAGCCCCUUCCGUCAUACUCAACACCGAUGAAGGAAAUGGAAGCAUGUCUGCAGAGUGCGGGGGACAAGUGCCGGGACUUCCCAGGCGGCAAGACGACGGCCGGCGGAACGGAGGACGCCGUGCAAGACACGGGGACGGCAUCGGCGAGCAAGAAGAAGUGCGCCCUGCCAGUUCACCCCAAGCUGCUCAACACGGGGGCCGCCCUCGAGAUGAAGCCGCUGUGGGACGAGUUUAACGAGCUCGGCACAGAGAUGAUCGUCACAAAGGCUGGCAGACGAAUGUUCCCAACUUUCCAAGCGAGACUGUAUGGGCUGGACCCACAGGCUGACUACAUGUUAAUGAUGGACUUCGUACCGGUUGAUGACAAACGAUACCGAUAUGCCUUCCACAGUUCGAGCUGGGUGGUGGCUGGCAAAGCGGACCCCAUCUCACCCCCCAGGAUACACGUACACCCCGAUUCCCCCGCGACGGGUGCCCAGUGGAUGAAACAGGUCGUGUCCUUCGACAAACUGAAAUUAACCAACAAUCAGCUGGACGACAACGGUCAUAUCAUCCUGAACUCAAUGCACAGGUACCAACCCCGGUUCCACGUGCUGUACAUCCCGCCCAAAUCCGAGAUGACGGACACCGCACGCACGGAAAACUUCAAGACCUUUAUCUUCCCGGAAACCAGGUUCACCGCCGUCACGGCCUAUCAGAACCACCGGAUCACACAACUCAAAAUCGCGAGCAACCCUUUCGCGAAAGGAUUCAGAGACUGUGAUCCAGAUGAUUGUGGAGUGGAUGUCCUCAACCAUCUGCAGUUAGGGACACAUCAGAGACUGAGGAAUCCAUCCAGGGGCAGUAAUCCUGUACCUACCUGCAGUGUCCAGUUUGGAGCAAAGGAAACCAAAGAGAACGACGGAGAGACGUCGGUGGCUCCCCCACCCCGGACGUCUCCGCACACACCCAACACGAGCGCCGCUCCUCCGAUGUUAAGUGCCACUCCGUAUCCUGCGGAGCUGUGCACUUAUGGCCCCGUCUACCACCACCACCACCUGCACCAGGCGGCCUACACUUCCAUCAGUGCUGGCGGAGUGCCUAGUGGUCCCAGUGCAUACGGCAGUCCUGUGAAGUCCCCGGCGUCCACAGCGGCAGCAGUGUUGAGAGCAGGCACCAUGGUUUCUGCGGCAACUCCGGGCCCCUAUGGGGGUCGAGGGGCCACUGUUAGUCCCUCAACAGCAGUGGGGCUCUACCAUGCUACGGGAUACCAUCACCAGGGAUUUUAUUCUCCUCCGACGGGAAACAACGGCACCAACGUUACAACACACCAUAGACCCAGUGCUUAUCACGAGUACACCCCGAGAUAGUGCUAUGACGGUGAGACAAGAAAAUAGUUUGUUCUGUGGACGAGAAAGAUGAAGGAGCCAUGUGUUUGGUGCGUGCACUUCCUUCGACAUUUGUGUAUUUGUGGAAUAUGAAUCACAAGUGCAUUGAUGAUAUUCCAUCGAAUUUUUGUUCGUUCGUAUAAAAGUGAAACUGUUUCGGAUACGCUAGGAUUUAGACAUUGAACAUAUUCAACUGAUGUAAAGCCAAAGAAUGAUGGUCAAAGAAGGUAAAUAUAUAAGGAAAAUAUAGUCAAACUAUUACUAUGACAUUUGGUUCAGUUACACAGAAAUGAAAGUAUUCUCUUUUAGAGAAGGUACAGACAAAUAAUUAUGGAAAAGCUACGAUGGCAAGGUUUUCCUUUUGCUUACAAAGGAAUUAAUUUGUUAUGAGUUAUGUUUGAUAGACCACUUGAACCGCAACCAAACAUUAAAGUGCCGUAAGUGGAAAAUUUUAAGGCAGAUUUAAUCAAUGAAUUACGGAGUAAGAUAGCAGUAGAUACACUCUUCCUCGCCACAGAAUUUUUGUACAUUUUAACUGCAUAGAAACCACAGAAUAGCAGGCUAAAAUAAAAACUUGUAAGUCGAAUAUAAUCAAUAUUACGGCAGUGUGGCUUUUCUUUCCGUUAUACGGAUACAUUAUUCAGAAUUUAUUAUCAACUCAAUUAAUUCCAAACGACAAUGGCCCCAAAAGUACAUUUAUAAGUCGGAUAUAAUAAAACCAGGAAUACUCGUAUUAGGGCAGUAGGCUUUCCUAUCCGAAAUGUAAGUUACACGGAGUUUCCCAGGCCACACACUUCUGUAUUAUUCAACUGAAUUAAAAGCAAAUAAGAGACUGCAGAGAGGGGCACAUUUAAGGAAAAUGUAAUCAAACCACUGUGAAAACACCGCUGCACAUUUAUUUGAAUUUCACAUUAUUCAAACGAGUUCAAGCCCAGUAAUUAAUAGUGGCUCGAGAACAAACAUAUAAAUUAUCAAAUCAAUACGAAAUUAUCUGAGUACAGUUUUCGGUCCAAUUGUACAGAAAUAAAAAAGCAGUCUGUUGUGAAUUCGCUAGGUCAUAAACGUUAAUUGUCUAAUAUUCAUCUGAACUGAAGACAGAGCUUGUCAAAAGAAGUUAACUUUCGCUUUUACUGAUCCAGUAGAACGCCUAACUUGACAAGAAGUUCAAAUCGAACUUUAUUUCUCAUCUUAUAUGUAACUACUUUUCGUUAUUUUCAUCUCUCACUUGUACCGAUGUUCGUGUACUGCAAAAGUUGCACAGAAAUCAGGAAAUUCAACGCCAUUUAUAGAACCCGAAGGUUCAUUGCCGUCUUAACAACAGCCCGCCACUGGUCAUCCUGGGUCAGUGGAAUCCUGUUUACACCUCACAUCCUAUUCGUUUAAAAUACAUUUUAAAGUCUGCUAAUGAUGAUAGUCACUUUUAUUUUAAUUACUCAUUCACACUGGAUAGUAAAUAGGCUACAAUUGUGUAAAAUUCGGAAGUUAUGUGAUUAAUAAACUCCAAAUGAGACUUCCCAUAAGUAAUGUGAUAGAGAAGUAUUUUAUAUGGUCAAAUAUUUUACUUGUGAAAAUAAUGUAAUUAUACACAAAUGGAAUUAUAUCUUUUCACUAAUUUA
Messenger RNA from Zootermopsis nevadensis, 3609 nucleotides. It is a transcript of the gene org-1, whose product is annotated as T-box transcription factor 1. Lineage: Eukaryota; Metazoa; Arthropoda; Insecta; Blattodea; Termopsidae. Gene Ontology annotation, molecular function: DNA-binding transcription factor activity, RNA polymerase II-specific; RNA polymerase II cis-regulatory region sequence-specific DNA binding. Gene Ontology annotation, cellular component: nucleus; chromatin. Gene Ontology annotation, biological process: cell fate specification; positive regulation of DNA-templated transcription; regulation of transcription by RNA polymerase II. The record is from RefSeq and is a predicted model, not a curated record.